Molecule: messenger RNA, 699 nt
Organism: Leptonychotes weddellii (Weddell seal)
Lineage: Eukaryota; Metazoa; Chordata; Mammalia; Carnivora; Phocidae
Source: RefSeq, a predicted model, not a curated record
AUGGUUAUUGGACCAGGAUGGUGGCAGUCAGUAGGGAUGGCGACGCCGGGCUCGCCCCGCGCAAGCGGCGCGGGUGCGGGGACGUCAGCGCGGGCCCUUCCGAGGGCCGGCUCGGGCCGGGCCCGCCUCCCCGCGGGAUUGGAGGCCCGCGGCCCCGCCCGGCCCCAAGAGCGGGCGGGAGGUGCCUCGCGCGGCCUGGCGGCGGGGGAAACCCGGGGCCGGGCCAGCCCUCUCUCCUUCCCGGUCCUGGGCGUCGGGUGGAGCGGCACAUCUGCGCCCCACUCUCCGCCUGCCCCGCCGCGCCGCUGGAGGAGCUGCCGUCGGGGUGAGCGCCGGAGCCUCCCGGCCCGGGCGGGUCCCUGCUUCCGCGAAGUGAUGCCACCAAGAAGAAGUGAGAAAUACAAACUUCCUGUUCCACUUCCAGAAGGCAAGGUCCUGGAUGAUAUGGAAGGAAAACAAUGGAUGCUGGGCAAAAUGAUUGGCUCUGGAGGAUUUGGACUGAUAUAUUUAGGAUGGACUUCAGUUAGAUUUUUCUUUAAUGUCUCCAAUCAAGUAAUCCUUGACGAAAAUGCUUCCGUAGAAAGACAUCCAUUGAAGGCCAGAAACAUCUACAGAUGCAAUGUGAUCCCAAGCAAUGAAGCAUGUGGCCCUUCAUUGGCAUUAUAUGAUAACAGGAGGAUCUUCUGGCAGAAGAGCUGA